GAAAUCGCUUACGCACCUGAGGGCUUGAAGCCACAAUCAAGUGACGUUGCGCAAACCGUGAACGAAACCCAGCCGGCCACAAAUGAUGGCGCAAUUGCCGCUGGGCAACUCGAUGCGCCAGCUAGUGGGGACAAUUUAGAGGACGAGACCGACAAGCAGCAGACUGUAGAGCAGAAUACUGGGGAGGAAGACGUUGCCGGUUCGGUUGGAGUUGUGACUGAGGAAACUGUUGCGGCUGACAGCGAUGUGGCGGCCAGUGAACUAGUGCAGCAGCAGAUUGAGAAUGAAGAACUUUCGCAUGGCAUAAUAAAUGAAGCCGAACAAGUGACAAAUGGGGCGCAGGCUGAUCAAAUAGAGGUGCAGGAGGCGCCACAGCAAUUGGGUGCCGCCGAGCAAAUAGUUGCGCAAACUGAGCCAGCUCAGCCAAUCAACAGCGAGCACGUAGAAGACCAAGUGGUCGAAGAGGCGGUAGUCGAAGAAACGAUUGCAACAACAGCAGUGCCGUUAAUCCAAGAGACUGAAUCUGAGACUGAGACUGAUGGUAUACACGAAAAUGGUCCCGUAGUGCAGGCGGAGCCUGACAUUGCAGAUGUGAACGAAAACGACAAUCAAAUUGCAGAAAGUGAAGCUCAUACGGAGCGUUUCGUUUUGAGUGGUGAAGAUUUGGGAAGUAAGCCUGUCGGAGACAAUGAAGAGGAUAUGCUUACGGAACAGGAUAACGCAAUUCUACAAGAUGUUGGUAGCGAGAAGGAGUCACCAGUGCAGGAGACUCCGUUAAAUUUGGACAGUGAAAAUGAACAGAUAAGUGGCGUUGAAGAUGGUGGAUCGACUGUUCAGACAAACCCGGUGGAGGAUACAAUACCUGGCAUUGCAGUGUCGGAAAGCACCAUUGACGAGAGCAAGCCUAUAGAAGAUCCAAAUCAGUUCGAAGAAGCCAACAAUAUCGUCGAAACCGAUUUGCUGGAGCCAGAUAGUCAAACUGAACACACUAACCACGUUGAACAAACCGAUCCAGUUGAAGCCGACAAUUCUAUUGAUUCAAAUGAAGAAGCUGCAAACCUUUCGGAGACUUCAGUGGAACUUUCGCUUGACGAAAAUGUAAAUAAAGAUGCUACCGCCUCCUUAUCAGAUACGGACUAUCCCAAUUUCGACAGCUUCGAAAUGCUUAACAGCGCACAGCAAAAGCCGCAAGAGAACACCAAUGAACAGCACCACAUCGUCGAGCAUACGGAUAUUGACAACGAAUCAUUUGAGGAAAAUGAAUCAAUCGCCGACAUACUGAGUGAUUUGAUGUCUGAGGACGUGACUACAAUCACACCAUUGGAGUCUGUCACAGAAGUGGAAGGUGUUCGUUCGAAAGAAGACGUUAACACACAAGGAGUAGAAAGUAUUAUCACACAGCCAGCGCAAGCAGCGGAACAUGUGCCAGAUUUGGUUGCAGCGGAUACGAAUGUGGCCGAGGAGAAACUAGCCGAACAGACACCAAACGCGGAAACAACGGAAGCACAAAAAGAAAAUGGUGGCAAUGACAAGCUGAUAACAUUCUAUCCAGAAGUCGAGGACUUGAGUGAGCAUGCACACAAUCACAUUGAAGCACAGAAUGAAGCCGAAGCAGAGCAAACCACGCGCUUGCCAGUGGUAUCAGCUGAUAUCAGCACUCAAGGAAAUGAGGAAUUUGAAGUAACGGAUCACACUUUAUCGCCCGAAGAGUUGCCUUUCGAUUUAACGUCGCUUGACGAUAUACAACCACAAGAAUUGGAAUCGGAUAGUUUGGUGCUGGAGAGCACCACAGUACCAGCCGCGGCGCAGGCAGAAGAUGAAGAGGAAGCUUCUGGCGCCGGAGCGCCGGAUGUCACACGUAAUGAGGAGGCCACAGCAACGCCUGAUGAUAUUACGGAAAUCACUACGCAGACUAUGUUGGGCUUGGCAAGUCGAGUGACGCUGAUGGAACCGGCAGCGCCUAUAGCUACCACACUUAAGCCACUGAUGACAGAGACAACGCCAGAAAGCGAGGCCACACCAGAACCCGUAAAGGAGUUGCCUGGUACAGAAAAUGUGCUGACAGCCAAACCAAUCACAGAAAUACGUAAACGUGUCGAAUUGGGCACGGAGGCAGUUUCACUUGGACUUGCGUGCAUGAACGACCGACAAUGUCAGUUGGCCGAUCCAAAUGCAGUUUGCAAUGCUCGUGGUGUUUGCGAUUGCAACUUGGCUGAGCCGGCAGCGGCAGCGGAAGUGCAAUGUAGCGCACAGCGAACGGGUUGCGCACCCGGAACUUUCCAGUGUCGUUCGUCGGGCGUUUGUAUAUCGUGGUUCUUUGUGUGCGACGGCCGACCGGACUGCAACGAUGACUCAGACGAAGAGUGCACGUUCAAUGCCCGCUUGAAUCAAACCUGCCCAGUAGAAGCUUUUCAAUGUGAGCGCAGCGGUCGCUGCAUUUCACGUGCCGCACGUUGUGAUGGACGCAAACAGUGCCCGCAUGGUGAGGAUGAGUUGGGUUGUAACGCACUGAGGGCGGGCGAAUGUCCGCCACACACUUUCCGUUGCAAGAGUGGCGAAUGCCUGCCCGAAUAUGAAUACUGCAAUGCGAUCAUUUCUUGCCGCGAUGGCAGCGAUGAGCCACCACAUUUGUGCGGGUCACGUUCGAUGCCUACUUUCUUCCUGCGUCUGCUGAAUGCCGGUGGCCUGCUGGAGAACGAGGACGCCUAUUGCCCUCAUCGUUGCAGCAAUGGCCGCUGCCGCUCGACGGCGAUUGUUUGUUCGGGCAGAGAUGGCUGCGGUGAUGGAACCGAUGAGCAGACAUGCUCCGUUUGUAGAUGUCCUGCACCCAAUAGCAACAGUUUGUCUAAUUACCUUACCAGACAUCGUCCAAUGCCUUUAUGGUAGAGCCAUGCAUACGAAAUUGAAGAAUAACAACGAUGAACAUAGUCCCGAAAUGAGGGAUUAAUUUUGGAAAUCCUUACGCAAAGGGGAAGACGAGUUUUUGGCGGCGUUUUUUCGCAAGUGUGGUCGAAAAUUUGUAGCUCUGUGCCUAUUUCAGGCGCGCCGCAUUAACAUACUGCCGGAUAACGACAACGAUUUUGAUUUUCCAUGCGCCUAAAAUUAGUUCUUAAGCUUAUUUAUUCUAUUCAUAAAUCUAUGUAUGUCUAAUCAUUACGUUUAAUUACUUCGAAGCAAUUGCCGCCUUGCUGGCGAGGAGGAUGCAAACAAAAAUAAAUAAAAUCAGCAGCUAGUAAAUGAAUAAAUACACAUAGCAAUACUAGGGAGUCCUUAGUACUCCUCAUAGAAGCACGAAUACUUCUUCGACUCAGUGAUGUUUGGCAAUUGCAUCUGUGCUCUAAUACAUUAAUUGAAACUAUUUAUUAUUACUCAUUUUCACUUUCAUUUUUUCAUUGCCACUUUAAUUUAAAAGUAUAUACUUUUAGAAAUAAGCUACUGCAUUUUAAGUUUAAAUUCAAAAAUAAAAAAACUCGUAAAUAAUUAUUAAACAUAUCAAGUAAAUAGUCGAAAACCUAAACAAAAUAACCAUCAUUUGAAUUGCCACUUUUAAAAAUUUCCAAACCUUUAAAAGCACCCCUAAUUUGGUGAAAAAAUAACUUGUUGAUAAUUUAAAUAAAUACUUGGAAAUACUAA
Rhagoletis zephyria (snowberry fruit fly) is the source of this 3633-nucleotide messenger RNA. Its product is annotated as protein P200-like. NCBI's taxonomy places the organism in Eukaryota, Metazoa, Arthropoda, Insecta, Diptera, Tephritidae. Gene Ontology annotation, molecular function: protein binding. The record is from RefSeq and is a predicted model, not a curated record.